Molecule: messenger RNA, 858 nt
Organism: Rotaria sp. Silwood1
Lineage: Eukaryota; Metazoa; Rotifera; Eurotatoria; Philodinida; Philodinidae
Source: the annotation of a GenBank genome assembly
AUGGGCAGUCAUCAUUUGCGUGUUAUUCUAUUGAAUUUAGUAGAUCAUCUUAGUGAAAAUGAUCGAGAACGUUUACGUUUUUAUAUUGGACCCGAUGUUCCACGAAUUAUUAGAGAUGAUUCAUCAUUUGCUGGUAUUCUUCGUCUUUGGGAAUCACUUUUCGAUCAAGAUAAAAUCAAUGAAGAAGAUUUUACCUAUUUAAUAAAUGCACUUGAUGAAAUUCAUUGUCGUGAUGCUGUGAAACUUUUAAGAGAACAUAUGAGACGAAUGCAGGCACAUGGCUUAAAAGAAUCCUUAGAAAAUUUAGCAUCGAUAAUUCCACCAACGGCACCACACAUAACAAUAGAAGAAAUUCUUGGAGAUCAAGAUAAAGAUGAUAAAUUAGCCUUAAAAAGUCAAUCGUCCAAAACAACAUUCGAUGGAAUAUGGUUAAAACCUGGAAACGGCAAAAUUCCGUCAGAUGCUGUUGUUGGUGGUCAAGAAGGCAAUAAACUAGUUUAUAUAGCACGUUCAAAAUUAGUAAAUAAUUGUAUUAUUCCGGGCAAAUUGGUAGAAGGAACCGAAAAGGCUAUUAUUACACAUUUCGGUGUUCAUUCGUCAUCUAAUUAUGAAGUGCUGAUUAGAUCAAAUCCUGAGCAGGAAUUCAAAUGGAGUGCAACAAGAAAUGCUAUUGUACCAGAAGGUGCUCUUGUAGCAGGCAAAGAAGAAGCAGUUCUAGUCUAUGUCGGUAGAAUUCAUUAUAACUCAACGAUGAUUCUUCUUGGGAAACAUGUUGUUCCUGAUGGCACUUUUUAUUACGCUCAUGAUGGUCAUGAGAUGAGUACAAAAGAUAACUUCGAAGUGUUGUGUAUAUCGUGA